AUGGUAGGAAGUGGAGCUCCACAGAGAGCAGCUGCAGCUGCAAGCAUGCGUAGGAGGAAGCCGAGCGGCAGCUCAAGUGGAGGAGGAGCUUCUGGUGGUGCAGCAGGAUCCAUGCUUCAACAUGGUUUUGUUAUUUUGGAUUGGCAAGGCGUUGAUAAGACAUCAUCGCAACCGCAUUCAAGCUACACAGCUUCUGUCCAAGCUGCAAUUCAGGCUGGCAUUCACAUGGUCAUGGUUCCUUUUAACUUCAAUGAAUUCAUCAAUGAUCUUAUGUCCUUAGUGAAGAACAAAGUAAUACCUAUCACACAGAUUGAUGAUGCUGUCAGCAGAAUCCUACUUGUCAUGUUCACCAUGGGACUCUUUGAGAACCCUUUGGCUGAUUACAGCUUCUCCAAUGAACUAGGAAGCCAGCUGUUGAUCAAAGCACAGAAGUUAAUCUUCAACGAAAAUCCAGAUGCUGGAUUCAUCAAGUCGAACAACUUUUCUUACGCAAUCAUUGCUGUUGGUGAACCUCCAUAUGCAGAGACAGAUGGAGAUAGCGACAAGCUAACUAUGAUGGAUCCUGGUCCAGCCAUCGUUACCUCCACUUGUCAGGCUAUCAAAUGUGUUGUUGUAGUUGUUUCAGGGAGACCACUUGUGAUGGAACCUUACGUUGCCUCGAUUGAGGCCUUGGUUGCAGCGUGGCUACCGGGAACAGAAGGCCAAGGGAUCACUGAUGCUCUCUUUGGGGACCAUGGCUUCAGUGGGAAACUUCCUAUUACAUGGUUCAGAAACACAGAGCAGUUGCGUAUGAGCUAUGGAGAUUUGCAUUAUGAUCCGCUUUUCGCUUAUGGGUCUGGUCUUGUAACUGAGUCUGUUGCGAGCAUUGUAGCUAGGUAAAAGUCCUUAAAACAUGUUGCAUCAUUCUCAUACACGAGAUUAAGAUCCUUUUAACUCCUUUUUUAUAAAGUAUUAUAAAUCAGUUUAUCAACC
Eruca vesicaria subsp. sativa (arugula) is the source of this 972-nucleotide messenger RNA. The record is from the annotation of a GenBank genome assembly. Lineage: Eukaryota; Viridiplantae; Streptophyta; Magnoliopsida; Brassicales; Brassicaceae.